AUGCCGGUAGAAAUGGUAAGGAAAAGAGGGAAACUUGGAGAUAAGCACCAGGAAGGGGGAGUAGGAUACAUUGUUAUUGAAGAUGACAACUGCAGUGUCUAUGUAGCCGGUGUUUUGAAAUGGGGCGAAUGCAAAGAUGACAGAUAUAUUGAUUUCGAUGCAGAAGGUUUCGAGGAAGGUUGUUUUUAUCCAGACAAACCAUGCCUUAGUCAUAAGCACUGUGAAGGUCACAUGCAGUGUUACUUAAAAUUUGAUGCUUAUCCCCGUUUAGAUAAACCAUGUCUAGAUAUAGGAGGACAUUGUGUAAAACCAGGAUCAAGAAUUGAUGGAAUAUUUUAUAAGGGUUACUGUCCAUGUGAUUAUGACUGUUAUGUUAGAAUCCAGGAUUCUGGUUGUACCGGCACAGACCAUUGUCAAACGCCCAAUCUACCUUGUGGAGGAACGUUGAAUCAUAAUCUAUGUGGUGUUUCCCUCGCUUGCUGUGUCAGUAAUGAGGAUGAUACCAAAUGCACUGAUGCCCCUUAUUGGGGUAAAUGUGAUGAUAUUACAAAGACACCUUGUGAAAAUGGUGAUUAUAGGCAUGGUAAUCCUAAAUUAUGUUCCGGACCUGUUCAUAGACAGUGCUGCAUAGAUGGAUGUGUGGAUUACCUUGAAGUUGAUGACAAGGAAGUUCUCACUCAGUGUCAUGUGUAUGGCGGAUGCUGUAGACCUUUCUGUGAACCACCAGAAGUAGAAACGGAAGAAUAUUCUUGUGAAAUAACAAAUAGGGAUGGGAACAUCAUUGGAACACAUUGUAAAUGUUGUAUAAUUCCAGGUGGUGAACCAGUGAUUGGAGUGAGAGGGGAUCCGCAUUUUAUCACACUUGACAGCCAAAAGUACAAUUUUAAUGGCCACUGUUCCUACGUAUUGUUGAGAGAAUGCACAAAUCCUUUGGGAACUCCACGUUUUACUGUGACUACUAAACACAGUUUGAUGGAAAGCUUAAGAAGGAAUUUAAAACCAUAUGUCGACAGCACAUCGGUCAUCGUAGGGGCAUUCCGAGCUGAUCUUUUGCACGGCAAUUUAGUUUCAAUCAAUAAUGAACCUGCAGUGCAUAUUCAUGAGUUAAGAGGAUGGAACAAAACAGAUAAAGGCAUCACUGUGACACCAGACAAGGGCAUGGUUAAAGUAGACGUAGAGGGUGAAUUUACUGUAUGGUUUAAUGGUAAUGGACGUGUCAAUGUCGCCAUUGAUCGACAGUAUCACGGGAAAGUGUGUGGUUUACUUGGCAACGCCAAUGACAAUUCCGAUGACGAUUUCCAGAAAUUGACAACUAAUGGUUUGGAAUUGGUCACGGACAUAGAUGAAUUUGCAAAUAGUUGGGUUGUGCCGAAUAGUUGUCCGUGAAACCGAAAUCAGCAGA
Messenger RNA from Saccoglossus kowalevskii, 1402 nucleotides. Its product is annotated as mucin-5AC-like. NCBI's taxonomy places the organism in Eukaryota, Metazoa, Hemichordata, Enteropneusta, Harrimaniidae. Gene Ontology annotation, cellular component: extracellular matrix. The record is from RefSeq and is a predicted model, not a curated record.